AUGAAAGAUAACAAGGAGGCUUACCACAUGGAGGAAGGCAGGAGGUAUGCAUCUAGGAGUCGCGAAAAGAUGAAUGCAGGAGGGAGAUACCAUCACAAGAAUGAACAUAACCAUGGCGGUUAUAGGAAGUCUUCCGUAGAUAAUUACCACAAAAGGAAUGAAGCUUCCAAUGUUGAGAGGGGUCGAAAUUAUUCGAGGGACAGGAGAGAUUACCACCAGCAUGUUCAACGUCAACACCAUCGCGAAAAUGGACAUGACGCAAAUAGGGGACACAGUCGAAGCCGCACACGCAGCCGUAGUCCAUAUCAUCAUAAGUUGGGAAGAGACAAAUAUUACAACAAAUCGCCGAAAAGAAAUCUUUCCAAAGAGAGAAACAGAAAUGCUGCCAUAUAUGACGAUCGAAACGGAGAGCGAAAGCGUGGUGAUAAGUACAAGUACGAGAAGGAACGUGGCAGCAAAUGGGACAGCAAGAACGGAGGCCACUACGAGCAUGACCGUUACGCGCAUGAGCGUUAUCCCCAUGAUCGUCCACAGUAUGAUCGACCACCGUAUGAACGUCCCCCGUAUGAUCGCCCUCCGUAUGAACGUCCCCCGUAUGACCGUCCACCAUAUGAUCGUCACCAACAUGAACGUUAUCCACAUGAUCGACCACAGUAUGAUCGUCCUCCUCAUCAACACCAUCCAGGUGGGCCAUACAACAGCCACACGUAUGAGUAUCGAGAAGGGCGCGAUGAACGAAUGAAUAUGAGGAGAUAUUCCCCAGGUGGAGACAGACAAAGAUACAUGUACGAAAAUGAAUCGAACCGAAUGGGCCACAAUAUCGGAAUGAUGAGAAGAGAACGACCAAGAGAGAUGAGGAAUUAUUUUUACAAAAAAGCAGACCCAUGUAAAAUUUUCGUAGGAAAUAUAUCCCCAGAAGCGAGAGAAGAAGACGUAAGGAGGAAAUUUUUAAAGUAUGGUGAUAUAGUAAACAUGCAGUGGAAAACAAGAUUUGCAUUUAUAGAGUAUGAAAAAACAUCCAACGCAGAGAUUGCCAUAAAGGAAGAAAAUGGACAAUUAUUUUUUGGAGAAGAGUUGAAUGUACAACCACAUCAUGCAGGUAACUAUUUUAACAACCGAAGUGACGGUCGUAAUUUUUAUCCCCCCAUAUAUAGAAGGAACUAUUCCCCCAAUGGAAAUGAAAUCAGAGAGAAGAAAAAUGCCUUAAGAAUUGUAAUAAAAAAUGUGGACGAAAAAGCUAGCUGGCAGGAUUUGAAAGACUUCGGAAGGGAUAUAGGAUUUGUCAAUUAUGCGAACGUUGUUCAGAACGAUAAGAAGGAAAGGUUUGGCAUUAUAGAGUACUGCAAUUACGAGAACGUAAAAAAAGCAGUGGAAGUGUUAGACGGUCGUAAGUUUAAUGGUAUUACCGUGGAGGUCAUGAAAUUUGCUGAUUCGCCACUCAACAUGAAGUUCAGGGGUGACGGUGAAGAUAGGCGGGACGGUAAUUCUCAUCACCACUAUUCUGGUGAUAAGGACAGGUCGUACCAUCGGGAAGGGUAUGAUGCGGAGAAGGGGGACUACAGGAGGGAGCGUUUUUAUGAACGAUCCCAUGACAGACAUGAUGACAGGGAUGACAGGCGUGACAGACAGGAUGACCGCAAUGAGAGGAACAAAUUUGGAAGAGACGAAAAGGAGGACGGGCAACAUGAUAAGUUGGACAGAGACCACCGAAGGGGAAGCAUCAACAGCGAUAGGAGAAGGGGCAGCUCACAAGAUAAAGGAGGAGCCGAUGGGGUAGACGCAAGAAAUAAGGAUGACAGAGAAGAUGGUAACGAUUUGGACAGGCAAAGUCAGUUAAGUGGAAGAAGAGGAAACAGCAAAGAUAAGGAGGAGAAUUUCGGUGAGGGGGAUAGGUUGUCCAGGAAAAGCGGUAGUAGUGCCCGCAGCGGCAGCAUCAGGAAGGACAAAUAUAGAAGCGGAGGAGCGGGCAGCACGGACGGCACUAAACAAACAAGGAACAACAGAAAUGACAGAAGCGAAAGUGCAGAUCAUCUAGCGGAUGACCAGCGAAGUUCUGUGAAAGGAAAAGACAAGGAGGAUGACUACUCUGUGGAUAAGGAAAGAGAGGAGGCAAUUAAAAACGACAGAGAGCUAAGCACACGGGGGGACGAUGAAGAUGAAAAUAUGUACCGUAGCGAUGAGGAAGGAAGUGUUCUGGGUUCUACGAAUGUGAGAGAUAAGAUCGAACAGAAUGCAGAUGGUGAGGGAGACCGUUAUAAUGGAAGCCGAAGCAGGAGCAGAAGUGUGAGCGUGAAGGCAAAGCAGCAGACGCGUAAGAGAAACACGAAAGGAAGACGAAAGGGAAGAAGGGCAUCCGAAGAUUCUUCCUCCAGGAGAGACCUACAGGAUAGUUAUUACAACGACAGUACGAACGACAAAUGGGCAGCUUCGAAGAAGGUGUGUGUGGACAAGGCAAAUUCGACUGAGAGUGGUUCGUAG
Plasmodium coatneyi is the source of this 2478-nucleotide messenger RNA. Its product is annotated as RNA binding protein. NCBI's taxonomy places the organism in Eukaryota, Apicomplexa, Aconoidasida, Haemosporida, Plasmodiidae. Gene Ontology annotation, molecular function: mRNA binding. Bases 1 to 2478 code for a protein of 825 amino acids. The record is from RefSeq and is a predicted model, not a curated record. Gene Ontology annotation, cellular component: cytosol. The transcript has a single exon.